AUGGACGACGAGGAACCGCUCCAGCUCUCGGCGCAUGCGCUCGCAGCCCUCCAGCUGUUCAAACAAGAAGAAGAAGCCCGCAAGAAACAGUUUGAGCAGUUGUACCAACAAGUAGCGCAGGAAAGUGAAAACAACAGUGGCAUAAGUGUUGAUGCCGAAAAACUGCCUACUCCUGCAGCGUCCAUCGACGCCUUCCAAGAAGACUGGCAGCUUCUGCAGUUCUGGUACGAUGACGACACCGCGGCUACGUUGGCCAGGGCACUUUUGCAUGGAGCUGACGAAGAGACUGUGGUUUGCAUUGCUCUGGCGCCUUCUGUGUUUGCAGCCAUUGGGAAACUCAAGCCUGAAGAGGUGCCUACGAAACAUAUAUAUUUGUUGGAGUACGAUACCCGGUUUAGCAUUUUGGCGCCAGGGCAUUUCUUUGCGUAUGAUUAUCUGAGACCAGACGAUGUGCCGUUGUUGUUGAGGAACAAGUGCCAUAGGCUUCUUAUUGAUCCACCGUUUUUGGAGGAGCAGUGUCAGAAGAAGCUGGCUCAGGCAGCACGGAACUUGUUGGUGGAGGAUGACGGGUCGGUGACUGCUUCUGGGGAUAAGAGGUUUAAGUUGAUUUCGUCUACGGGAGAGAGAAUGAGGGAGAUUAUUAUGGAGAGUUAUCCAGAAACGAGGGAGACUGACUUUCAUCCGAAACAUAAGAAUGAGUUGGGGAAUGAGUUUAGGUGUUAUGCUAGUUUUGAGUGGGGCGGUUGGAGAUACGUUGAGGCCUAG
Molecule: messenger RNA, 765 nt
Organism: Candidozyma haemuli
Lineage: Eukaryota; Fungi; Ascomycota; Pichiomycetes; Serinales; Metschnikowiaceae
Product: protein-lysine N-methyltransferase
Exons: 1
Coding region: 1-765 (254 amino acids)
Molecular function (GO): protein-lysine N-methyltransferase activity
Source: RefSeq, a predicted model, not a curated record